This is a messenger RNA of Bipolaris maydis ATCC 48331, 345 nucleotides long. NCBI's taxonomy places the organism in Eukaryota, Fungi, Ascomycota, Dothideomycetes, Pleosporales, Pleosporaceae. The record is from RefSeq and is a predicted model, not a curated record.
AUGCUUUCAAGGGGAAGACGCGUCUUGCUUGCUUGCUUGACUCGUGGCAGCCGUGGGAGGAGGAGAGUUACUAGUGCUGUUGCCUCUACUGCUCACCCUUCCUUCCUCGUCCUCAACUCACCAUAUCCCUCCUCUCCUCUCCUCUCCUCUCCUCCUCUCGCCCCUUUGUCUUUCGCCUUUCCUCGCCGUUUUCCUUGUGCGUCUUUGCUGCAACCCGAGACCACCCAUCAGCCCAUCAUCUGUCCACAACGCCGCUAUCAUGGCCCCGUUGCUUGCCAGCAGCAGGCUCGCCUCUCAUCACGCGUUGCUCCAACCCUUGCCGGCUCGUUUCACGCUUACAUGUAG